AUGGUUUCCAACAAACUAAUUGCGGCUGCCUUUGCAAACCUGGCGUUGCUAGCUUCUAUUAAUGCAGGGCCUUGUAAGCACCAGAGUGUCGCUACAUCUGCCACUGAAACUGCUUCCGUCACCUUUGUAUCCGACACUACUACUGCCCUUUCCGCUACCAUCGAGACAAGUAUCGCAACUACCGAGACUAAGGCUACAACUGAGACAGAGGCAACUACCACGCUGACUCAGGAUGGAACAACUAUGAGCGAGUCCGUGAGAGAAGCAUCAACGACUACCGUCUUAAGCGAGAGCGCGACAGUCGGCAGCAGCAGCGACACUACACUCGUCACCAGCAGUGAGGCUACUACAGCGCCAACCACCACCGAAGGCACAACGACCGUAGUCGAGACCGCUACAACCACUACAACCGCCGAAGCAGAGCCAACAGAACUCUUCAUCAACGGCAACUUCGAUCUAGGAACAGUAAACCCCUGGCUAUCAGACACCGACCCCAUCCAGCUUGGCUCCUCCUCGCCCUACGAAGGUCCAGCCUACGCCCGCCUUCAAUUCGGAGAAUCCGAUGACAACGAGUCAGUCAACAACAGGGUCUACCAAAAGAUCGACAAGUCGCUUCUCAAAGCAGGCAGCUAUAAACUCGCUGCUUGGCUCCGCGUCGACCAAGCCACGGUUAGCCAGCGCGCCGACGGGUGCAAUGCAAUGGCUGUUGGCUGCUACUAUGGAGACCCGAGUAACAUUGUGCCCGUCAUAGGUGGCUCGAACACAGUCAGCGCCGAUGAUGCUGUGAAUCAAUGGGCAUCUCUCGAUAUUAUCUGUUCACUUUCGCAGGACAAACUGGACCAGUAUGGCUAUCUCAGUGUUUCUGUUGGAUUCAGCUGUAAGAAUGCUGAGGGUGACGUUGAUGCGGUGACCUUCGAGGAAGUUGGUAUUUAA
Molecule: messenger RNA, 933 nt
Organism: Fusarium subglutinans
Lineage: Eukaryota; Fungi; Ascomycota; Sordariomycetes; Hypocreales; Nectriaceae
Exons: 1
Coding region: 1-933 (310 amino acids)
Source: RefSeq, a predicted model, not a curated record